AACAUUUGGCGUUUCUCCUUCACCACGGACAAAGUGGAAAGUUUGCCGCCGUAAAAACCAAUCUGUGCUGGUGUGUAGAAAGUAAACACGUUUAUAAUAUCAGACACCCAAACGCGGACAAGAUAGCGGAAGACGUGAGGUUUGCUGCCACGAUUAGUAUUUGCUGUGCUCCGCUCUGGUGGACCAAACUGGAUUUCAGUGGUACAGUGCAGUUUAUCUCGCUAGUCAUCACCGAAGAUUUAAGCAAGUUGCGUAUGCUGUUGGUGCUGUGAUUUUAAUAAACUAUUAAGAUCCUGUAAAACCAGAUUUGCAGGAAUCUUCCCGAAGUGCAGCUUUUUGACCGCGUGAAUCAGCAACAUGACAGUACGGACGAAUUUGUGGUGUUCCAUCAGCACACUAGCUUGAAACCCGUUCAAUAUAGAUAUGUUGACGCAUGGACCUUCGAUUUACAAAAGGGUGCAUUAGAGCAAGCAAAGAAUUAGUCGAGUAAUAACUACCGCUUGUUAGACGUCGGCAUGGAUCUCAAACUGAACGCAGCCGAGCUUGGUUUAACGGACGAGGAUGUUGACGUGAUAGUGAAACGUUAUCUGCAGGAAAAACGUGACAAAUAUAAUGCCAAGUUCAGAGUGCUUUCGUUCGAAAUAAGACGAUUAAGUGAAGAACCGAUUGGCUAUCUGGGGGAUCAUUAUUUUUUAAAUGUUGUGCUUCGAGAAAAAAUGGUACACUAUUCGGAAGAGGAAGAAGAGUACGCGGAGGAAGAAUAUCUCAGUUUUUUUAUGAAGAUUCUGCCCGAACAGGUACCGAAGUUAGCUGAUUACGUUCGGGAAAUGGGUUGCUUCAAGAAAGAAAUUCAACUGUAUACUUAUCUGAUACCACGACUGCAGGAUGUAACCAUCGGCAUGAAGCCAUUCGCUCCCAGGGCAUACCUUACGAAAGAUGAAAAACUGCUCGUUUUUGAAAAUCUGCGAGCAGAAGGGUACCGCAUGGUUAAAAAUAACAAAAGCUUGCUGGAUUUCGCUCACCUGGAAGUAGCGCUUAAAGCUGUAGCCAAACUGCAUGCUGCAUCUUUGGUGUUAGAGGAACGAACAAAACAACCCAUUGCAAAGCUCUACUCAGGUCAUCUGAAUGAAAAUGUGUACAUAGACGAUGAAAAGUAUGUACGAAAAACUAAUUUGGAAAAUGCGAUCAAAGCUCUAAGCGAGCUGAUUAAAAGAAUAGACAAAUAUAAAAAUUCAGACCGGUUAGAUUAUAUCUUAGAAAAAUUUCCGCAAGUAAUUAGAAAAAUUUACGAUUUUGCUAAGCCGUCGACGGUAUAUAGGAAUGUAUUUAAUCAUGGGGACUUAUGGAAUAACAAUCUAAUGUUUAAAUACGAAGAUACGGAUAAACCCGCAACAAACAGUGAUCCAGUUCCUGUGGAUGUUCUGCUUGUCGACUAUCAAUUUUCCCGUCUUGCACCACCGGCGUAUGAUGUAAUGUCACUCAUAAUGCUAACGACUCUCAGCGAGUUCCGCAAUCUACAUCUCGAGCGGUUGAAAGAGAUUUAUUAUGAUGCGCUAGGAGCGCUGCUAGCGAAGCAGAGCCCUUCGCUAGACGUAGAGAAAGUACUGCCGAAAACGGUAUAUUUCGAAUCUUGCCAAAUCUAUCACCUUGCGGGACUUAUCGAAAGCUGCAUGUACUUUCACUGGCCGCCACAGCCCGACUGUUAUGAGAUAUUCAAUGGUGCCGAUUGGUACGAUGAGUCGCGAAAACCGGAGGUUUUCGUAAGGGCGGCCAUCAACGGGUUCGAACGGUACGCCGACUAUCGGCAUCGGAUUAGUGAUAUGAUAACGCAAAUUGUUGAUGGAACAAUUAGUCCUACUGAAGCUGGUGCUGACGGGCAAUGUGUAAUCGGCGAACGACGCCGUCGAAAACGUUCCUCGGUCGUUCGUCCCAAUCCGUUCGAUUUCCCUAAUCUGCUGCUAAGGGAUGGCAGCGCUCCGUUGAAUUGUGUCAUGAUUGACUUCCAGAUAGCUCGCUACUCACCACCGGCCUAUGAUGUGAUGUCCCUACUGAAUACUACCACGACCAGCGCCUUUCGAACCGUCUAUCAGGCACGGCUGGUUGAGCUGUAUUACGAGUAUCUGCGAAACGAACUGGAAUGGUUUCAGAUCGACGUGGAAGGAGUUUUCCCAGGCGAUCAUUACCGUGAAUCCUGUGAAGAGUACAAACUAGCCGGACUGAUAGACAGUAUUCUGUUUCGUCAUUUAACCUUACUUCCGAGCGAGCUGGUUUCGGAGUGCAAAGAAUGUCCGAUUCCGAUUUCGUUCGAUAACCUAAUGGAAAAUUCCAUUUCCUGGCUCAGUACAACGGCGUGGGACACCAGUGGAAGCUAUCGAUUCGUGAUGGAGGAUCUACUGGCCGAUCUGGUGGACAGCUACAUUCUAGAUGACCAAUCCGAAAUUACUCACCUGUAACCA
Molecule: messenger RNA, 2456 nt
Organism: Sabethes cyaneus
Lineage: Eukaryota; Metazoa; Arthropoda; Insecta; Diptera; Culicidae
Exons: 6
Coding region: 516-2453 (645 amino acids)
Source: RefSeq, a predicted model, not a curated record